This is a messenger RNA of Rhodotorula toruloides NP11, 2163 nucleotides long. RefSeq lists its product as uncharacterized. The transcript is spliced from 6 exons. Bases 1 to 2163 code for a protein of 720 amino acids. NCBI's taxonomy places the organism in Eukaryota, Fungi, Basidiomycota, Microbotryomycetes, Sporidiobolales, Sporidiobolaceae. The record is from RefSeq and is a predicted model, not a curated record.
AUGCUUGUCCGCCUCCUCGGUGCUGGUACGGCGAAGGUCCGCUUUCCCACGAACCGUCGCCUCGAUCCACGCUCGCUCGCGCUGCUUCGCUCGACUGUCUGGCAGUUUGCUGUGCAUCAACAGACUGACUGUGUCUACCUGCACUCCCUCACUCGCCCUCGACGACCCUCACCUCCCCACUUCAUCGCUAACCGGCUCGGCAUGGGCGAGACGAGCGUAGCGAAGGGCGGCAGCCCGUCGAGUAGCCCACGAGGCGUCUAUCAGCGCCCAGGCGACACCAGCUGGCGCACCUUGACGCUGUCGUCGUCUGCUCCGCACGAGGACGUCUACAACGCCGAAUGGGUCAAAAUGGCCGUCCGACCGCCCGUCAGCCGUGGACGAGGGCACCCGCCUGGAACGGUUUUCGAGUUUGAAGCAUCCAUUUCGCUUUGGAAUCAGCCGAUGGACGUCAAAGCCAGCUUGCAGGGCGUGAGCGAGAUCUACAGACCUUCCGAAGCGACCGAAUCCCACGGCCUGUUCAGCACGACCGACUCGAACGCCGUCGUCCUCGGCAACACCUUCCUCACCGAGUCAUCCGACACCGCCGAACCCGCCAGCCGCUCAUGCCGCUUCGUCCUCAAGCUUCCCGACCGUCUCGAGUGCUCAUGUCCCGCUUCUGAAAGAGCGAGCAUGCCUUCAAGCUGGACGAGCGCCGAAUGCGCAGUGCGGUACUGGGUCGAGAUUACGGGUGAGAAGCUUGUCGAGACGAGACGGUGGAAGGGAAAGGGCAAGGCGAAGAUAGAGCCUUCCGGCCAGGUCUAUCGUCUCCGGCUACCCAUCAUCGUGUCCGCGCCGCCACGGCCCGCGCAACCCUCGCAGCCCGACCUCUCGCCAAAGAUUCGUGACGAGCUGACGCCGGAAAGCGAGUGGGAAACGACGUCGUCCGGACGACACACGAAGUUGCGUACCAAGAACAUGAGCGAGCAGAAAGGGCGGGUCAGCAGCAUUGAGUUCACGCACCGCAUCACGUCGCACGACUUGCUUCACGACACGACCUUCACUCAAUCGCGGUACUACGAGCCGCCCAACCCGUCUCUGCGCUACAAGCUCGUCGUCUCUCUCGGCGUGCAUACCUACCCUGGCGUCCAGCAGAUCCUCAAUGAGCUCAGACAUCGAGCUGAGCACGACGAGUCGGACCAGGCGGCGCUUGCGACGUUCUCUGUCGAGCGCAAGGUUAGGGUCAAGCGCCGAACGGUUCACGCUCACUUCGACCAGCCGCCAUUGAUCACGACCGAACCGUGCCGCGUCUCGUCGAACGGCCACGACUGGGCCGCAACGCUUCGCAAUAUGCGGUACAAGGUCGAGAACGACAUGCGACUCGUAGGACCGCCCGGUGAACGAGGCGCGAGGGCGGAGGAGGUCUUUCUCGUGUUCAAGGGUGAUCUCGUGCUCGAGCGGGACUCGUCUUGGCAAGACGCGACCGCACUAGCACCGCGAGUUCAGAGCUGCAACAUCGAAGUCUGGCACGACGUGAUCGUCUCAUUCCGGCUCUCGCCCGACACUCCGCCCGUCUCGAUGCGCGUACCGGACGUCCGCUUUGAUCUACCUGCCUCGCUCGCGCACCCAGACGACCAUCGCAAGUCCUUCGAGCAGUCUAACUCGCACUCGUCCGUCCAGGUCGACUCGGGCAGAUUCCCGGCGCUCGCUGCGCUGUACGGUGGGACGCGGGCGUCUAGCUCGACUGCAGCCGGCUCGUCAGACUCGCAGCGACCGCGCGAGGACGGUCAACUGCCACCUUACGUACCGCCUGAAGGCGCAGGCCCUACGCUUGUCGACGCCAAGGCUCCGCUCGAGUCGUCGACGUCGCCCUCGACUGCAGCACCGCCUUCCUACGAAGCCGUCGCCUCUACACCCGCCCCCUCGACCUCCGCUCCGCAUCGGACCUCAAUAAUCCGCGGCAUGUUUGGCCGCACCUUCAUCGCGGACCCCUCUCCUGCCUCCUCUUGCCCUCCGCAGAUUCCCGCAUACGGCGCCGCCCCUCCCUCCGCGCUCGAUACCGUCCUCGCGCGGGACGCGCCGCCGAGUUGGGAGGAGACGGUGAGGGAGGAUUUGGCGGAGGAGUGGUUGCCGGCUGCUACGGCUUAUGCGGACGGUGGGGUGGAUCGGUCGAGGGCUAGGAAGUAG